Molecule: messenger RNA, 1241 nt
Organism: Erythranthe guttata (spotted monkey flower)
Lineage: Eukaryota; Viridiplantae; Streptophyta; Magnoliopsida; Lamiales; Phrymaceae
Product: NAD(P)-binding Rossmann-fold superfamily protein
Cellular component (GO): cytoplasm
Molecular function (GO): oxidoreductase activity
Source: RefSeq, a predicted model, not a curated record
UUUAUGAGAUUCACAGAGUAUGACGUGGCCGUUUUCUCGCCAUGCGGCUAGCCAGCCCACGGCUCUGAAUUGAACGCCGUCGUUUAGCUUCCUCAACUCCUCUAACUACCAAAAUGCCACGUUCCCCAAUUUUGAAUUAAAAGUUCAAUUCCUACCCUAAUUGGAAGGUGAAGAGCAGUGACGGUUGGAAUUCGAUCGCCGACGAACGAAAUAAGAUGAUGAUGAAGCUGAAUUUUGUAGCGCAGCAGUGGGUUUUGAUGGGGAGGCGAAUUCAGACGCCAUUUUCAAUGCCCCGCAUGUUUUCUUCUGCAAUUAAACAAUGUGAAGGCGGUGUUUCAAUGGUUCAAGGUGCUUCCAGAGGCAUUGGCCUUGAAUUCGUUAGACAAUUGUUAGAGAAAAACAACAAAGGGCAUGUUGUGGCAACAUGUCGUAAUCCUAACGGUGCGAACGGGCUUUUGGAAUUGAAGAAUAAAUUUGCCGAACGGCUAGAUAUUCAUCAGCUAGAUCUCACCGUUGAUAGCACAAUAGAGGCGGCAGCAAAAUCUGUGGAAGAUAAGUAUGGUUAUCUAAACCUUCUCGUAAAUGCAUCUGGAAUCCUCUCAAUACCCAAUACUCUGCAGCCAGAAACCACAUUGAACAAACUUCAAAGAGAUUCGUUACUUCUCAACUACGAGGUCAAUGCUGUUGGCCCUAUUUUGGUUAUCAAGCAUAUGUGGCCUCUGCUCAAGGUUGGAGGUGGUACUGGAACAGAGAGAAGCUUAGCAGUUGUUGCCAACAUAAGUGCGAGAGUGGGAUCGAUCGGAGAUAAUCGUUUAGGAGGGUGGCACUCGUAUCGGUCUUCAAAGUCCGCACUUAAUCAAUUGACGAAGACUGUGGCGGUGGAAUUUGCGCGCAAGAAAGAUCCAAUUACAUGCAUUCUGCUGCAUCCAGGCACAGUAGAUACAGAUUUAUCGAAACCAUUUCAGAAAAAUGUUCCAGAAGGAAAACUCUUCACCAAAGAGUUUUCGGUCCAGAAGCUACUGAGCAUCAUCAACAAUGCCAAAGCAUCUGACAAUGGCAGGUUCUUUGCUUGGGAUGGUCAAGAGAUUCCUUGGUGAUAUAACAAACCACCAAAUGGAUCAAUUUAGAUAUUUAGUUUUAGAUUAUGGGAUGAAAUAUCGAUCAGACCGCUUAUCUUCGUUUUUUUUUGUUUUCGCUAAACGCAUUAAAGUACUCAAAAUUCUUAUUGCAAUAAUCUUUCU